Molecule: messenger RNA, 1187 nt
Organism: Triplophysa dalaica
Lineage: Eukaryota; Metazoa; Chordata; Actinopteri; Cypriniformes; Nemacheilidae
Gene: timm13
Product: translocase of inner mitochondrial membrane 13 homolog (yeast)
Exons: 3
Coding region: 112-396 (94 amino acids)
Source: RefSeq, a predicted model, not a curated record
UACCUUCGCGUGCGCUUCCGGUUCAUCUCAAGGGCAAAACUAUCACAUGUGCCGAAGCGACACAGACUUGAAUAUCUCCGGGCCAGUUUUAUUAUAUCAAUAGUUUAUAAAAUGGACAGUUUUGGUUCAGAUUUAUCUUCAGGCUCGUCUGGUAAAAUGGACACUGGCACUAUAAUGGAACAAGUCAAAGUUCAGAUCGCGGUUGCUAAUGCACAAGAGCUCCUGCAGAGAAUGACUGACAAAUGCUUCAAGAAGUGCAUUGGCAAGCCGGGGAGCACGCUGGACAAUUCCGAACAGAAAUGCAUCGCCAUGUGCAUGGAUCGUUACAUGGAUGCGUGGAACACGGUCUCUCGCGCUUACAAUUCCAGAUUACAGAGAGAAAGAGCACGCAUUUGAUGUGAAAAUGGUGGCCUGUUCUCCUCUGUAUGGCUCAGGUAGUGAUGGACCUCCCCGACAGGUGCAUUGGCUCUCUUGCCUCAAAACAACAGCUAAAGGCUACAGACGGAACAAGGUGCUUGGAUUAAACUGUACAUGGACUAAUUCAACUUUAUUUUGAGGCGUCGAAAACAAUGCAUACGAUAUAUAUUUGUCACGAAAUUCUUCACUAGUUUGCAUUAUGAUGGUAAUAAUGGGUUGAUUAUUUCUUGCGCUUUAAAUUAUGUCUAGAAUAAAUUGAAAGAGAAUGGGAUUUAAGCUCCGCCCAUUCUGUACUCUGUCAGCAGGUGUCUCUGUUUAAUAUCAAUGGAAGGUUUCCUCCCCCUGCGUUGGUAUCCAUUAAGCAAGAACCAUUCAAAACGCAGCGUACCAUCUGACUGGAGGGGACACCUUACCUCUGUUCCACAAACCUAGUUCUUUUCACAAAGGGCAGUCUUUGUUCCAAUAGUUGUACCUUCUUCUCCAGGAGCUGCCAGACAGUGCUUCAUACCUCUGACAAACAAAACGCAUUUAUCAAAGCUGGAGUGUCGCUUGUCUCAUUGUUAGCCACGGUAGCAGGUUUGUUCAGACACCUCCUGCUCAUUUACAAAUGACUGUGUAAAAGUAGAUCACUUUGGAUACAAGCAUUUCUUAGACAUGCCUUUGGUUUGGGUUUGGAUGCGGAGACCAACUUUUCCAGAGAUGUCCUGAAAGAUUUUGUGUUAUUGUCACUCAGCUGUUUUUAUGGAAUGCCAAUAAAUACUGUCAAACCA